Messenger RNA from Dicrocoelium dendriticum, 1405 nucleotides. The record is from the annotation of a GenBank genome assembly. Lineage: Eukaryota; Metazoa; Platyhelminthes; Trematoda; Plagiorchiida; Dicrocoeliidae.
GUUUGGUGAGUGUGUAUCAUUGCUGUCAGGUGAAGAGCGAGGCGGAGCUGUCGGGGUAUUUGAGCAGUUAACUCUUUGAGUCCGUCAGAUGUGACUUUUGGAUUUUCAUCCUGGGGUUUUGAAGAGCAUCAGAAAAUUCAUGAGCGCCCGGGGAACUGUCACCUUUCCUUCGCGCAUCGAUCCAGACACGGAUGCGGAUACGUUAUACAAAGCGUGCAAAGGAUUAAACACCGAUGAGGAUGCAAUCAACGAACUCCUCUCUCAUCGUUCGCUAAUGCAACGACAUGAAAUCCGUGAAGCUUUCUACCGCCGAUAUCAAAAAGAUUUGGUUGACGUGCUCAAGUCGAACUCGAAGGGUGAUUACGAUAGUCUACUGCAAACCUUAUUCCGUGGUCAUGCGAAGAUUCUUGCUUAUGAUCUAUACAAAGGGAUGAAAGGCAGCGGAACGAACACAACUGCACUCAAUGGAAUUAUAUGCUGUUGUAACAAUGCAGAAAUACUAAUGCUGAAGAAGGCUUACAAUGAAGUUUUACAAGAACAGGACCCUAAAAAGGCAAUGCAACGCUCGCUCGAGUCUGAUGUGGCAAAGGAAACGAAACCCCCUUACGAAACGCUACUCAUGCAGCUGUUGGCGGGCAAACGACGUGAGGACCCGGUCGAUCGCAUCGAACAGGCCCAGCGAACUGGCAACAUGUCCCUACUUGUCAACCAAACACAAGUGGAACAGGACGUUCAAUCUCUCUAUGCUGCUGCGGCAGGGAGUUUGGAAAAGAAAGGUGACCCAGACGUAUUCAUUCGCAUCCUGUGCGACCGCAGCAAAUACCAUGUGAAGGCAAUAUGGGAAUUGUACAAGCAGAGAUAUCGAACAACGUUGGUUGAAGCCAUAUCAAAGAAAUUUUCGGAUCCGUUACGAACUGGACUGAAUACAGUUGUGAUGGCUCAAGUGAAUCUGCGCCUACUGAUUGUGUGCCAAUUGUACGAGGCCAUGUACGGUAUGGGAACCGAUGAAGAUACACUUAUCCGCCUAAUUUGUCUUCGAUGUGAGAAUGAUAUGUCAGCCAUCAAGCAGAUGUACCACGAAUAUUUCGGAAAAUCUUUGGGGGACGCCAUAAAGUCGGAUACAUCUGGCGAUUUCCGCAAGCUUUUGAUGAAACUGAUCGGUGAAGCCUAACUAACCAUUUGCAAUGAAUCUUCUGAGAGACGAGUCCAAAAAUAAUUGACUAUUUCGAACUUUGCAGAUUUUAGCCCGUCGUGUCAACUUCAUACCUGACAUGCACUUUCGAGUUUCGUAAUUAUCUCCCAAUCAAUGUGUCGAGGCUGCAAUCCAUUCCAAUUUUAAACUUAUUUUGAUGCAAUAAAAAGACGUUUAGCAUUCGUUUUCACAUAAUAUAUCCAUACUGCUGCA